AUGCGGGGCCCGAGUGCGGCCCUGGGGCUCCUCCUGGCUCUGCGCACCGUGCUCAGCGGGGUGGAGGUGCGGUGGUGCACCACCUCGGACCCAGAGCAGCAGAAAUGCAGCGACAUGAGCAACGCCUUCCAGGGAGCCGGGGUCCAGCCCCCGCUGCGGUGCGUCCAGGGCACCUCCGCCGACCACUGCGUCCAGCUCAUCACGGCUGGGGAAGCAGAUGCCAUCACUCUGGACGGAGGAGCCAUUUACGAGGCGGGGAAGGAGCACGGCCUGAAGCCCGCGGUGGGCGAAGUGUAUGAUCAAGAGGUCGGCACCUCCUACUACGCGGUGGCCGUGGUCCAGAGGGGCUCCAACCUGACCCUCAGCAGCCUGAAGGGCGCCAAGUCCUGCCACACGGGCAUCAACCGGACGGUGGGCUGGAACGUGCCCGUGGGCUACCUGGUGGAGAGCGGCAGCCUCUCGGUGAUGGGCUGCGACGUGCUCAGAGCUGUCAGCGAGUACUUCGGGGGCAGCUGCGUCCCCGGGGCGGGAGAGACCAGCUCCUCCGAGUCCCUCUGCCGCCUGUGCCGGGGCGACGCGGCCGGGGAGGGGGUGUGCGACAAGAGCCCCCGGGAGCGGUACUACGACUACAGCGGGGCCUUCCGGUGCCUGGCGGAAGGGGCCGGGGACGUGGCCUUCGUGAAGCACAGCACGGUGCUGGAGAACACGGAUGGACAAACUCUGCCCUCCUGGGGCCAGGAGCUGCGGUCACGGGACUUCCAGCUGCUGUGCCUGGAUGGCAGCCGGGCCGACGUCACUGAAUGGAGACGGUGUCACCUGGCCCGGGUGCCCGCUCACGCCGUGGUCAUCCGGCCUGACACCGAUGGAGGCCUCAUCUUCCGGCUGCUCAACGAAGGCCAGCGUCUGUUCAGCCACGAGAACAGUAGUUUCCAGAUGUUCAGCUCUGAGGCCUACGGACAGAAGAACCUGCUCUUCAAGGACGCCACCUCAGAGCUGGUGCCCAUCGCCACGCAGACCUACGAGGCAUGGCUGGGCCCUGAGUACCUGCGUGCCAUGAAGGGUCUCCUGUGUGACUCCAACCGGCUGCCCCACUACCUGCACUGGUGUGUGCUGUCCGCUCCUGAGAUCCAGAAGUGCGGGGACAUGGCUGUGGCCUUCAGCCGGCAGAGGCUCAGGCCGGAGAUCCAGUGUGUGUGGGCCGAGUCCCCCCGGCACUGCAUGGAGCGAAUCCAGGCCGGGCAAAUCGACGCUGUGACCUUGAGGGGUGAGGACAUUUACACGGCUGGGAAGACAUAUGGCCUGGUUCCGGCGGCUGGCGAGCAGUAUGCCCCGGAGGACAGGAGCAACGGGUACUUCGUGGUGGCCGUGGUGAGGCGGAACAGCUCCGACGCCUUCAGCCUGAGCGAGCUGCGGGGCAGGCGCUCCUGCCACCCGGCACUGGGCAGCCCGGCCGGCUGGGCCAUCCCCGUGGGCGCCCUGGUGCGGAGGGGCCUCAUCCAGCCCCGGGACUGCGACGUGCUCACAGCGGUGAGCGAGUUCUUCAGCGCCAGCUGCGCGCCCGCCAGCAGCCCCGGGCACUACCCGCCCGCGCUGUGCGCGCUGUGCGCGGGGGACGAGCAGGGCCGCCACCGGUGCGAGGGCAGCAGCCAGGAGCGGUACUUCGGCUACGGCGGCGCCUUCAGGUGCCUGGCUGAGCACGCGGGGGACGUGGCCUUCGUCAAGCACACGACCGUCUUUGACAACACAGACGGCCACAAUCCCGAGCCCUGGGCCGCCGAGCUUCGGUCGGAGGACUACGAGCUGCUGUGCCCCAACGGCGCCCGGGCCGAGGUGUCUCAGUUCGGAGACUGCAACCUGGCCCAGAUGCCGUCCCACGCGGUGAUGGUCCGGCCGGACACCAACAUCUUCGCCGUGUACGGGCUGCUGGACAAGGCCCAGGGCCUGUUUGGAGACGACCACAACAAGAACGGGUUCAAGAUGUUCGACUCCUCCGACUACCACGGCCAAGACCUGCUGUUCAAGGACGCCACGGUCCGGGCGGGGCCCGUGGGGGAGAGGACCACCUACCUCGACUGGCUGGGCCCCGACUACGUGGCGGCCCUGGAAGGGAUGCUGUCCCAGCAGUGCUCGCGGGCAGGCCUCGCCGCCCGCGCCUCCCCGCUGCUGCUGCUGCUCCCGCUGGCCCUGGCGGCCGGCCGCCUCCCGCCCUCCCUCUGA
Molecule: messenger RNA, 2217 nt
Organism: Pipistrellus nathusii (Nathusius's pipistrelle)
Lineage: Eukaryota; Metazoa; Chordata; Mammalia; Chiroptera; Vespertilionidae
Source: the annotation of a GenBank genome assembly